Molecule: messenger RNA, 1647 nt
Organism: Zootoca vivipara (common lizard)
Lineage: Eukaryota; Metazoa; Chordata; Lepidosauria; Squamata; Lacertidae
Gene: EXOSC5
Product: exosome component 5
Biological process (GO): nuclear mRNA surveillance; U4 snRNA 3'-end processing; rRNA catabolic process
Cellular component (GO): cytoplasmic exosome (RNase complex); nuclear exosome (RNase complex); nucleolus
Molecular function (GO): RNA binding
Source: RefSeq, a predicted model, not a curated record
UAGCUACGCCGCUUCAAACCCCGGAUCCGGAAGCAUCAAGGGGGAAACCACGUGGGUGGAUCGGCGCGAUGGAGACCGAACAGAAGCGCUUCGAUUCUGGCGAUCUCCCUGCGCUGCGCCGGAUCCUGUGUGAGCAGGGACUGCUGUCCCGUCCUGAUGGCUCUGCUUCCUGGAUGCAGGGGGACACUUCAGUACUAGUUGGAGUGUAUGGGCCUACUGAAGUCAAGGUCAGCAAAGAAAUCUAUGAUAAAGCUACCCUGGAAGUGCUUCUGAGGCCCAAAGUGGGUCUACCAGGUGUCUAUGAGAGAAGCCGAGAGCAGAUGAUCAAGAAGACAUGCGAGGCAGUGGUCCUGGGCACCCUUCAUCCCCGUUCCUCUAUUACGGUUGUGCUUCAGGUAGUCACAGAUGCUGGAUCUCUGCUAGCAAGCUGCUUGAAUGCCACCUGUGUGGGUCUGAUGGACGCAGGGCUACCCAUGAAGUCCUUGUUCUGUGGAGUGACGUGUGCUUUGGAUGCAGAUGGCAACAUCACCCUGGACCCCACAGCGAAGCAGGAAAAGGAAGCCCAGUCGGUCCUGACAUUUGCCAUUGACAGCACUGAGAAGAAGGUGUUGAUGUCAAGCACAAAGGGGACGUGUUCAGUGGAGCAGCUCCAGAAAUGCAUUGCCACUUCCCAGCGAGCUUCUGACGCCAUCUUCCAGUUCUAUCGCGAUUCGUCUCACAGGAAAUACUCCAAGUGGUGACUCUUCACAUGCGCAUCCCGCCCCCCGCAAGUGGAACGGAGCAGAGACUUGACCGCUUAAAAAAUGAUGCUACGUGGCGUUGGCUGGAUCAGCGCCGCCUCCCCACCCACCUCCAGCCUUCAUUCUCGCGCAUCCUUUGCUCCAAAAGGAGAGGUGCCGUUUGAUCAGGCUGCCGUUAACAGAGAUUGUGGAACGAGCUGUGGGUUAAGAUGGCAGGAUCCUGAAAAAGCUGGGCCUUCGUUGCCGCGGGUUGCGUGCUGUGCUGUGUGGUGCUCCAUAUCUGCCCUCCCUGAGCACAUGGGCUUCCAGCUCUCUCACAUUUUGAUAAGUGUGUGUCUCCCCCCCCCCCCAAUCCCCAAUAAAAGACAUUGUUUCCGCACAGAUUGCGAGGUGGCUGUCUGUCAGCUUGGCCUAGUUGUGAAGCAAAGUUCUUCCUUUUGGAUCCUCUGCUCUCCGCUUUGCCCAAAAUAGGUGUUUUUUUGUGUGUGUGUGUGGACAUUAAAGAACAUGUUUUCCUUUUCUUUUCUCCCCCGCCCCCGACUGUGCUAUAAACUGUCUUCGCCUACCCUAAUGAGGCAGCGGAGAAAAACCUCUCCUGUUUGAAAUCUGCAGGCACCCGUGUUGCCUGCCAUCUGACGUUUCCCUCAAGCAGUUCAUAGGAAAGUUGGAAGGGACCAGAGGCAGGAAUCUUUCGCCCAACGUGGGGCUUGAACUCAUGACCCUGAGAUUAAGAGCCUCAUGCUGUACUGACCAAGCAUUCCCUUUUGAGUCAGUGACAAGCCAGUGGUUAGAGCAUUGGACUCUGGUUCGAAUCCCCACUCGGCCACGAAGCUCACGGUCGCACACUUUCUCAGCCUCGCCUACCCAGAGUUUUCCCAGAGCGAGGCUCACCCUUUGCACUCCAGGU